Messenger RNA from Sorex araneus (European shrew), 2470 nucleotides. RefSeq names its product zinc finger protein 385A (gene ZNF385A). The record is from RefSeq and is a predicted model, not a curated record. The transcript has 8 exons. Bases 133 to 1293 code for a protein of 386 amino acids. NCBI's taxonomy places the organism in Eukaryota, Metazoa, Chordata, Mammalia, Eulipotyphla, Soricidae. Gene Ontology annotation, molecular function: zinc ion binding; nucleic acid binding. Gene Ontology annotation, cellular component: nucleus.
CUGCGGGCUCCGCCCCCUCCCCGCCUCGGCCGGCCCCGGCUCCUCCCCCGGCUCCUCCCCCCGUACCCCAGCCCGACCAGAGCGGCCCCCGGGACAGAGCGGCGCGGAACCCCGGGCGCCUGGGUCCCCAGCAUGAUCCUCGGCAGCCUGAGCCGGGCAGGGCCCCUCCCUCUGCUCCGGCAGCCCCCCAUCAUGCAGCCGCCUCUGGACCUCAAACAGAUCCUGCCCUUCCCACUGGAGCCAGCCCCCGCCUUGGGCCUCUUCAGCAACUACAGUACUAUGGACCCCGUGCAGAAGGCCGUGCUCUCCCACACCUUCGGGGGCCCCUUGCUCAAGACCAAGCGACCCGUCAUCUCCUGCAACGUCUGUCAGAUCCGCUUCAACUCUCAGAGCCAGGCUGAGGCUCACUACAAGGGCAACCGCCACGCCCGGAGGGUCAAAGGCAUCGAGGCAGCCAAGACCCGAGGCCGGGAGCCUGGCGUCCGGGAACCUGGAGACGCCGCCCCCGCCAGCAACGCGCCCCCCAGCGGGGAGGGCGCCACCCCCCGUCCAGUUUCCAUGGAGAAUGGACUGGCUCCAGCCCCAGGGUCCCCUGAGAAACAGCCCGGCCCCCCAUCCCCUCCCAGCAUUCCAGAGACUGGUCAGGGGACCGCCAAGGGCGAAGGGGCGGCUCCAGCCCCGGCUCCCCUGCCCGGAGGGAGCAAGGAGGAGGAGGAGAAGGCCAAGCGGCUGCUCUACUGUGCGCUGUGCAAGGUGGCCGUCAACUCCCUGUCCCAGCUGGAGGCACACAACAAAGGUACUAAGCACAAGACCAUUCUGGAAGCCCGGAGCGGGCUGGGCCCCAUCAAGGCUUACCCGCGGCUGGGGCCCCCCACGCCCGGCGAGCCCGAGGCCCCCGCCCAGGACCGAACCUUCCACUGUGAGAUCUGCAACGUCAAGGUCAACUCGGAGGUCCAGCUGAAACAGCACAUUUCCAGCCGGCGGCACCGAGACGGCGUGGCCGGGAAGCCCAACCCGCUCCUCAGCCGUCACAAGAAGCCGCGGGGCGCCGGGGAGCUGGCGGGCACGCUGACUUUCUCCAAGGAGCUGCCCAAGUCGCUGGCGGGCGGCCUGCUCCCGAGCCCCCUGGCGGUGGCGGCGGUGAUGGCAGCGGCCGCGGGCUCCCCGCUGUCCCUGCGCCCGGCCCCGGCCGCCCCGCUGCUCCAGGGCCCGCCCAUCACCCACCCCCUGCUCCACCCGGCCCCCGGGCCCAUCCGAACUGCGCACGGACCCAUUCUCUUCUCCCCCUACUGACCUGAGCCCCGGUCCCCGAGUCCCGUUCCGACUCCCCCCUCUCCCCCCCGGGCCUCCGGGCGCCCAGCCCGCCCCUCCUCCUGGCACUCCCUGAAUGAUCUCUCUCCUUCCCCCCCGCCCCGAGGUGCGGGGUUCCAGGAAAGGGGAGGGGGAGCGGGGGAGGGGGGCUUCAGAAGGGGGGGAACACCCCAGAUCUCAGGGAACCCCGCCCCCUGCCCUUCCCUCUCCCCUAGCAAAGGGGGGGCCGUCUCACCCCCGCGCCCCCUGUGGAGACACCCCUCCUCCCAAAAGCCAUGUCCAUCCAGCCCUCUCUCCCCCACCACCUCCAAACCUAGCACAAAACGGGGUUCACAAAGCCAUGAUCGGGGUUCCGGGGGGUGGGGAGACGUGGAUUUUCUUGGCAAUAAGCGGACUCUGGGACUCCGGCCCCCUCCACCCCCAGCCCCACACUGAAGCGCUUCCGUGCACAUCCCCGUCCCCCGCGGGGGGGCGGGGGGCAGGCGGGAUCCCGGGUCCCUCCGAAGCACUUUGGUUCGACCGCCUGCGACCUCACUGUGCCCGCCCCGCACCACGCCCCCGCCCGGGGCCUCGUCCCGGCCCGCCCAGGGCAGGGGCAGCACUUGGGGGCAUCUUGGCACUUGGGUGGGACCAACUCGAUGCCCCUACUAGACGCUCCCCUCACUUCCUUCCCCUCCCCCCCCGCCCCCCAUCCGGAUUCCAUUCUUUUCACCAGCACCCAUCGCCCAAGGGGUACCGAGGGGGGCAAGGGGUGUUCGAUCCAAGCCCACCCCCGCCUCGCCUUCCGCAAAACUGUGAGCAAAAAGCAAUAGAGCCUCGCCCCGCCCGCCCGCCCGCCCCGCUGGAUUCGCCUGGUCUGUAGCCUCCCCCCAGCCCCGCGCCUAGACCUCAUGGCUGUCCCCCACCCGCCACCAGAUACCCCCAGUGCACAACUCGGGCGGGGGCGCGGCUCCCCCCACCUCUGUGGUUUCCCUCCUGUCAGCCCUUCCCACCUCCCGGGAGGGCUCGGCCCCCCACCGGCCUGCCCGCCCCGUCGACUCUUCUGCUUGAUGAUGUAGCAACCCCCCCCACCCCGCCCUCACCCGCGUCUUUUCCUCUCUCCACCCCCCGCCACCUCCCCCCCCCCCACAAUAAAGUCUGGAUUCGUUGCCCUCCGCCC